Hyaloperonospora brassicae is the source of this 627-nucleotide messenger RNA. The record is from the annotation of a GenBank genome assembly. NCBI's taxonomy places the organism in Eukaryota, Oomycota, Peronosporomycetes, Peronosporales, Peronosporaceae.
AUGACGGAAGCGUUCAUCGGCUACAGCGAAGACUUUGAGCAGUGCCGCGACGAGGCCGUCACGGCCAUCCGCGCCGUGACAAAAGCGCGCGACUCGAGCGAGCGCCUCGAGCUGUCAGAGCGCGCGCAGGGCCACAUCUCGGAGGCCGAGCGCUACAUGCGCAUCCUCGAGAGCGAGUCGCGCGCCGGGGACUCGCAGGACCGGCGGCGGAUGCACCAGCAGCUGCGCACGUUCAAGUCGCAGCUCGACAAGCUCAAGGCGAACCUCGAGCGCUCGAAGCUCUUGGACGGCAGCGAGCAGCGCCACGAGGCGCGCGCGCCGCAGGACAAUGUCGCGCGCUACCAGCAGCGCACGGACCGCAUUGACGACCACUUGGCCGACGCGCAGGACAUUAUCGCGCGGACGGAAGCCACGGCGCAGAACGUUACGACGAACCUCGCGGACCAGCGCGAGCAGCUCAUUAAUGUCCGCACAAACGUGGAUGCUACGCGGGAAGACACGGCCGAGGCGCGGCUGCACUUGAAGAAGCUCAAGUGCAAGAUGAUGUCGCAGCUGUUGUUUUUGUACCUUAUCAUCUUGGGACUGGUAGCAGUGAUCGUCUGGCAAGUGAUUUCCAAGUUUGCGUAG